AUGACUUCGCAGUUGCAAGUGACUGAUACGGAUUUCAGUUCCCUUUUCAAGAAGGAGUGCCUGAAGUGCAUGGACAACCUCCGCUACCAUGGGCAGAAGCAGACUGAUGGCUCAACUGUCUGGAGACCGUCAGCUGAGGACAUGCUCACUGCGAUCGUGACUGCUCAGAAAAUUCUUCAGGAGAAGAACAAGCGAGACGGCUGGGUGUUGGCAGCUUGCCGGCGAAACGGGUUUUUGGCUUUGCGACCCAUGCCAGGUGGAUUUGUCCGGAGUGACGAGCAGUGCUGGGCAAGAGACCUUCCGCUUGGCUCCAGCCGUAUAAGCAGUGCUUGGCUGAUCAACUGCCUGACCCACUGGAAAGGGCCGACAGAAAUCCAGCCGCCUGAUUGGAGCAGGCUCGAGGGUGCGGCUGAGCUGGCAGACCUCAUAGAGUGGGACUUCGUUGACAAUUCUGACAAGGACAGGACAGACCUCGUCCUACCGAUUGACGACAAGGAGCUGGAAGAGCCUGAGUGGAGCCAGCUGGCCGGCUUCCAACUGUCCUUGGACCUGCGCCGCUCACGCUGGCUGAAGGCCAACAAGGAGUUGCAGUCUGAAAGAGCUCCUUGGCUGUCUGUUAAUUACUCCCUGUCAAUUAAUUAA
This is a messenger RNA of Symbiodinium pilosum, 642 nucleotides long. The record is from the annotation of a GenBank genome assembly. Lineage: Eukaryota; Dinophyceae; Suessiales; Symbiodiniaceae.